This is a messenger RNA of Hippoglossus stenolepis (Pacific halibut), 4292 nucleotides long. RefSeq names its product RFNG O-fucosylpeptide 3-beta-N-acetylglucosaminyltransferase (gene rfng). The record is from RefSeq and is a predicted model, not a curated record. The transcript is spliced from 9 exons. Gene Ontology annotation, molecular function: O-fucosylpeptide 3-beta-N-acetylglucosaminyltransferase activity. Gene Ontology annotation, biological process: regulation of Notch signaling pathway. NCBI's taxonomy places the organism in Eukaryota, Metazoa, Chordata, Actinopteri, Pleuronectiformes, Pleuronectidae. Gene Ontology annotation, cellular component: membrane. The coding region runs from base 409 to 1635 and encodes 408 amino acids.
GCCCUCGGGGGCCCCUUCAUGGCCUGGGGGCCCCCAAGCAGUUGCUUUAUCUUACUAAGGAAGCUUUUAUUUUGACGGGCCGGACCGGAACAUGGCGGCGGUUACUCGGGCCAUCUCGAGGCGGCUGAAUGUUUGCAUCUGUAGUUGAGAAGAAAGCUGCAGUGGACGAAACCCCGAGUGUGGACGCGACUUGUGAAUAAGUUGUUGAACGCAGAAUGAAAAAGACCAGCUAACAAGGCUGCCGUGAAGUUAAAGUCACGUCCGAACAAAAGCGACACAGCGAGUCGAGCGGUGGCUCCGGUGGCAUUCGCCGCUUCUCUCCGUCCCCACAGAGGUGUUCAAGAUUCCAUGUGAUGGUGUGAGGAUGGGACAGCGUGGUGUUGGGUGUGACCGCAGCCCUGGAGGCUGAUGAACCUGCUCCCUCGGCCAGUCAGGAUGCACAUAGCUUCAGUGGGUGUCAGCAAGUUCUGCUUCCUGUUCUCCCUUGCAUUCUGUGGGCUCUUGCUUCUGUUAAUCCCGGCCUUCCAGCCCCCAGCUCGCCAGGUGGACCUGCCUCAGCCCCGACCUCAAAUCAGACCCACACAUGCAGGCUCAUCACACCACACCAGGGUACCAGCAGUGUCUGUCCAUGCUGGGGGAACUGACAAAGCCACAGGGCUAAAUGGAAGCUCAUUGGGCCAGGGGGAAACCAUGGAGAUGGAAGUUACCGGGGGUGAUAAGAGAGGGGUGGACUCCCCAAAAAGCCUUGAAAGAGGGGCUGUUCCUGCACGAAAAGCUGGUGGACCUUUAGGAUCUACAUCCCAUGACCCAUUAGAGUUGAAGGACAUUUUUAUUGCUGUGAAAACUACCAAGAAGUACCACAAGUCCCGACUGGAGCUGCUAAUUCACACCUGGGUUUCCCAAGCUAAAGAACAUACCUUCAUGUUCACUGAUGGUGAGGACAACGAGCUGCGGAUGAGAACAGGAGCCAACAUCAUCAACACAAACUGCUCAGCAGCUCACACCCGCCAGGCUUUGUGCUGCAAGAUGUCUGUGGAGUACGACAAAUUCAUUGAGUCUCAGAAAAAGUGGUUCUGCCAUGUGGAUGAUGAUAACUAUGUGAUUCUGCCCAGCUUGUUGCGGGUGCUCUCCUCCUACCACCACAGCCAGGAUGUCUACCUGGGCCGGCCCAGUCUGGAUCACCCUAUAGAGGCUUCAGAGAGAGUCAAGAGUGACGGAUCAGUGUCGGUUAAGUUCUGGUUCGCUACAGGUGGAGCAGGUUUCUGUAUCAGCAGAGGUCUGGCACUGAAAAUGAGCCCCUGGGCCAGUUUAGGGAAUUUCAUCAGCACAGCAGAGAAAAUCCGACUCCCAGACGACUGCACCAUCGGCUACAUCAUUGAGGCGCUGCUGGAGGUCUCCCUAACACACACACACCUCUUCCAUUCUCACCUGGAGAACUUGCAGAAGCUGCCCAUUGACUCUGUCCUGGAGCAGGUGACUCUCAGCUACGGAGGGUUUGAGAACAGAAGAAAUGUGGUCAGUAUUGUUGGAGGAUUUUCACUGGCUGAAGAUCCCACCAGGUUUAAAACAGUCCACUGCCAUCUGUACCCAUUUACUGACUGGUGUCCAAAGAUCAAACCUCGCCACACAAACUGAACGCCACAGUGUUUUAAUUGUGCAGCACUGACACUUGCUGGAGCUUUGCCUCACUCUGCCAUGUUUGGGUCGAGCCACUUGUAGCUGGGAAUACCUCACGUGUCAUGAAGUGGAUGCCUUCGCCCCAAAGCAGCCUCACCUCAUGCUUCAUGUGAGAAGCUUUUAAAUAGGCAGAGCUGAAUCUAACAGGUGGAACCAAAGAAGGACCUUUUCUGGCUAACAGAGCAUGAGAGUGGAUGAAGCCAUUCGUGUCUGGAGCUACAUUUGUAAAUGAGCUUUUGAAAGGUGACUAUUAACGUAACAGUGCCCUUGUUAAUUUAGCCAAUUUAUAAGUUCAUGCCACUGUGUAAAACUUGUUUUCAUUUGAUACAUGUUGUUAAAUUACUUCAUUUUAUUUACCAAGUGUUUUCUCCAAGUCAUGUGAUGUGUGUUUAAUAAUGGUACAUUUUCCCAUUCAUGUUGACAAGGUAUCAAUGAAGCAUAAGACAAUGUUCACGUUGCUAUUGCAGUCAGAAACCAACUCUGCAACAUGGUUUCUAAAUUGACCCACAAUACAAGAGGAAAUUAAAGCAGCUGAAUUUAAUCCAAGUUUUACAAAGCUCAACCUCUGAACUUCUCUUCUGAUGUUAUGUGUCUUGGAUGUUUGAAUUAUGUUCAAUGAAGCGGAUUUGUUUGUACUCAUAGAUUUGCAUGCCCAUCCAAGUGCGAGCUUCAGUUGGCCAGUCAUCUUAUGUAGCUAACCCUAACCCUAGAGAUUCCUGUAACCCUACCCUGUCACAGUAAAUUCUGCUAUUUGACAGGUUAAGUGAAACCACAGUGGGAGGAUCCAAGUGAUUUUCUGUGGCUCCGUGACAAAGGCAUUGAUUGGAGAAGACUAAACCCUUCCUCUCUUCCUAACCAUAGACAUGCACUCUCGGUUAUCUACAGCAGCAAUUUAGUUAUGGGUCACUGUGAUGCAAUACUUUCAUAGAGCAAGUUAUUACAAGGACUCUGCGGGCCAGCUUCAACAAAUCAAGUGGGUGUUUUUGUUCUGGCAAUCCCAUAUAGGAUUUUUUUGCAUGACAGCAACCUUACAUGGGACAACCCUGAGGAACGCCCCUGCCACAGCUCAGACAGAAUCACACAAAAUUUCAUACCACAAAGAUUUGACUGCAAUCUGUUUUUCGGUCUCAUAGUCAUGUGAGGGUUGUAUUAGGAGAAAAUCGAAAGUCUGAAACCUAUCCUUUCAGCUUAACAGUUUACUGAGCUAGUCCAACAGUAUUGCGUGACUGCUAAUUUGCUAAUUAAAAGAAUGUGAUGCUAGCCCCCUAAGAAGGCUUAUCUUCUUUGCUUCCGUCACUGGUUCAAUGAUAAAGGCAGGAAUUGGGAAAGAUUACGCUGAUCCACUGUGGUUUAACUUUAACAGUAGAGCAGCAAGCUGGGCCAGGUUACUGAGCAGAGCCAAGUAAAAACUCAUAUGCUGCCCCGUGGUUUGAGAUGACCAUAAAAGAGGUCACUGCAUGAUCUCCAGCUUGUCUUGUGCUCUGAAGUGUGAUGGCUGAGGUUGUAAAUAUCUAUGAUACAAUCAGGUCGAGGCCCUUGUAUGUGAAGGAGGCUACAGUGUUAUUAUGAAAUACUCAGCAACAAAUCAGUUGAUGUUUUCAAGUUCAUUUCAUCUCCCUGUUCUGUUACUGUUGAUGUGACGUGACCACCCAAAGUCAACAUAGCAUCACUAUGGUUACCUGUAGUGAAAAAUGAUUGAGGUACUUUAAAUGGGCCUGAGCAUGUAUUUACGUUUUUUUAUUUCUCUUUCUUUCAAACAUGAACUGCAGUUUAAUAUGAUCAGAAAUGAGACUUUGCUGUUUGGUCUGCUGUGUGUGCACAUUUAUCUCAGUCUGUAACUGUUCUGUCCCUCAUGUUCUCAGCCUAACACCCUCUCCCUGUUUUAGCCUAUUUCCUACUGGUCCCUAUCUAUGGUUUUGCACUACUUUGACUAUCGCUUCCUAUAAGUUACUGACUGUAGCUAAAUGUCUAAAUUAGUUCAUGUCUUUGUUGGCUCUUGUAUAUUCUUUUUUUUCCCCCGUAGGUUGUAAUUGUAGCUCUGUGGUCACCUCUUUGAGACAUGGUCAAGAGCAGGAAGGGAUAGCAACUGAACCAUGUGACUUAAAUGGGUGGAGCCAAAGAACAUCUCAACGUUUGCUAUGAAGGGUCCCUCAAGGAUGGUUGCUAAUAAUUGACUGUUUAGUCCUAGCAUGAAGUUUCCUGGUCGAUGAUUAGAUCUGAUGAGCUAACGUUACAUUGAAACCCUGCUGUUGACCUACCUGAGGAAAUGCCUUUACUGCCACAGCCAUGCUUUAGUUUUAGAAAUGGCAAAAUUAAAAUCUCUGGAACCAUUAUAUCAGACCCUUUCUCCUUUUGAAAUACAGGUUUGUGGCCUUGACUUAAUAAACUGGUUCCUUUGGCAGCACCCACACAUGUUGCACAAUCCAGCUGCAGUAUUUGUGCCUGUAAAAAGUAUUUGUUUUAAACAGCUGUCCUCCUUUUUGCACACAAGACAAAAAUGCAGAGCUUGUGUGUCACUGCAGGUCAGUGAGUGAGCCUGAAGGACAGAGGUGGUUGAACUGUUUACCGCUGUUGUAUUAUUUUGUUUUAAGAAUAAAACCUUUCUACAUUCUCAA